Messenger RNA from Verruconis gallopava, 1692 nucleotides. RefSeq lists its product as uncharacterized. The transcript is spliced from 3 exons. The coding region runs from base 704 to 1366 and encodes 220 amino acids. The record is from RefSeq and is a predicted model, not a curated record. NCBI's taxonomy places the organism in Eukaryota, Fungi, Ascomycota, Dothideomycetes, Venturiales, Sympoventuriaceae.
AUUCACCGUCUACAUUCCUCGUAUUGAGAUCUCAAGGGCACACCUACCGUGCUCCUGAAUCGGUUUAGGUCCGACUUGAAACUUCAACUGUCGGCCGAUCACGUUUUUUCGUUUCAAUAGUACAAUCCUGGUACUGCAUGCUUUCAUCAGCAACAAGGACAGACAGCCAUUAGCUCUUCUUUCCCGUCGUCCAGGACUCCAAGAGCGGGAAAUAUGCCAAAACUUGCUGACGAGACUUCAUCGCUCCUCAGAAUGUCUCCCAACGAACAGGAUACCACAUCAGAGGUUCGGGACAGCGAGAAGAUGGAGAAGCGACCGCUGUGGCUCAGGAUAAUCAAUCCAAGACUGACGAAUAAGCCUUGGAGAUUGUUUGAGAUAUUGGAUUUCCAUAUGUGUGUAAGCAUGGCUCAGUCUGGGUAACUCGCAUUAACAGCCUUCACGUGUUCCUGGCUUUAUUCGUCGCAGGUGUCAAGCGAUUCUCUCCGCUGCUUGGGUCCACAAAGUGCCUAUCUUUCAAAAGGUUUCGCCGGCGGAGCUAGCUGCAGCUGUCGUAUUAAGAGCGCUCGAAGACAUUGGCAACCUCGAGAGUAACAAUAUAGCCGUGGUCGAGUUCUGCUCUGGCGCCGGAGGCCCUACGCCGACCAUUGAGAGGCUCGUAAAUGAGAAUCGAGUCGCUCGUGGCAAGACGCCCAUUAAUUUUAUCAUGUCAGAUUUGCAUCCCAAUAUAGACUCAUGGAUGGAGACCUGCUCUUAUAGUCAAGGCUAUCUCAGCUACAUACCGCAGUCUGUCGAUGCUACAGACCCUCCCAUGUCAGUCAUAAGCACUUCCGCCAAAAGAUCUCGUACUGCCGAGGGUUUCCAGUCGGAUUCCAAAAUAUUUCGGCUUUACUGUCUCUCUUUCCAUCACUUCGAUGAUAGAUUGGCAAAGAAAGUGCUUGAGAGCACUAUGGAAACCGCGGAUGGAUUCGCAAUCAUCGAAUUGCAGGAUCGCUUCUUGAGCUCGUUUGCUCUGAUGCUUGGGCAUAUCCCACUGAUAUAUGUGACAUCGAUCUUCCGGUACUACCGGGACAUAUGGAUGCUCAUUCUCAUAUACGUGUUGCCAAUCGUGCCGAUCAUCAAUACAUUUGAUGGAUUGGUGAGCUGUCUCAGGACGCGAAGUUUCAAAGAAGUCAUGGCCUUGAUUGGAACCGUGCCUCAAGAACGAGGCAGCUCUCGGUUCGAAAAAAUUGCAUUCAAAGACGAUUGGGUAUUCAGGUCAGCAUACGAGAUUCAUUCGAGACCUGUUGGGUACAUGAAUUGGAUCGCAGGGCAUCGAAGGAGCGAUAUGAUGCAUCAACAGCACAGCUCGACCCCAGUACACGAGUAGCCUAAAUGUUGGAGGGAAGAAAAAGAACGGUGCAUGAGCACUCCUUAGAACAUCCCAAAUGACUGCGUGCGUAAUGAUCAAUCUAUGUACUGACUCAUGGCCGAUUUUGGCACUAUGAUCCGUCUGCAUGUACGCCGAUGUUGUUAUAAUGACGUUAGGUUGGAAGACAUCCACAUCAAAUGUAGGUAGCCAGUGACAUCCGAAAUAUGAUUUCGAGUUGGGGUGAACCCUAUGUUGAUUUCUCAUUGGCAUGGCGAUAGAUCUGAUCAGGCACGCACAUCUGCAGUCAUUUCAAUUCUUAAAAAAAAUGAGGUCUAGAAUCAAAC